UGCCCGCUCGGGGCCCGCCGUCCCCGGUUCCGCCGCGAUGCCCAAGGCCCGGCGGGCUCGGGGCUCCGGCCCGGCUCCGGCGCUGCCCUUGGCCGAGCAGAUCCUGCAGGACGCGGCCCCGCGGCUCCGGGCGCGGGAGAAGCGCGGCGGCCCCGGCGGGGCGGAGGAGCCGGGCGGGGAUGGCGGCGGCGACGGCUUCGUGGACGCGCGGCUGUCCCGGCGCAUCCUGGAGCAGGCGCGGCGGCAGCAGGAGGAGCUGGAGGCCGAGCACGGCCCCGGAGCGCCCGCGGCCCCCCGGCAGCGCAGCGCGGUGCUGGGUCCCGGCUCGGACUCGGAGGACGAUGAGGAGUGGCCCUCGCUGGAGAAGGCGGCGGCGGCCGCGGCACGGAGCGGGGACUACGGCGGGGAGGUGGAGGUGGACCCCGAGGACGAGAAAGCCAUCGAGAUGUUCAUGAACAAGAACCCGCCGCUGAGGCGCACGCUGGCCGAUAUCAUCAUGGAGAAGAUCACGGAGAAGCAGACGGAGGUGGAGACGGCGCUGUCGGAGCUCUCGGGCUGCCCCAUGCCUCAGCUCGACCCCCGUGUCCUGGAGGUCUACAGGGGUGUCAGGGAGGUGCUGUCCAAGUACAGGAGUGGGAAGCUCCCCAAGGCGUUCAAAAUCAUUCCUGCCUUGUCCAACUGGGAGCAGAUCCUCUACAUCACUGAGCCAGAGACGUGGACAGCUGCUGCCAUGUACCAGGCCACCAGGAUAUUUUCCUCCAACCUGAAGGAGAGGAUGGCCCAGAGGUUCUACAACCUGGUGCUGCUGCCGCGCGUCCGGGACGACAUCGCCGAGUACAAGCGGCUCAACUUCCACCUGUACAUGGCUCUGAAGAAGGCUCUGUUCAAGCCAGCAGCCUGGUUCAAGGGGAUCCUCAUCCCGCUCUGUGAGUCCGGCACCUGCACGCUCAGGGAGGCCAUCAUCAUCGGCAGCAUCCUCAGCAAGUGCUCCAUCCCCGUCCUGCACUCCAGCGCGGCGCUGCUGAAGCUGGCCGAGAUGCAGUACAGCGGCGCCAACAGCAUCUUCCUGCGCCUGCUCAUCGACAAGAAGUACGCGCUGCCCUUCCGCGUGCUCGACGCCCUGGUCUUCCACUUCCUGGCCUUCCGCGCGGAGCGGCGGCUGCUGCCCGUGCUGUGGCACCAGAGCCUGCUGGCCCUGGCGCAGCGCUACAAGGAGGACCUGUCCUCGGAGCAGAAGGAGGCCCUGCUGGAGCUGCUCAAGUUCCACAGCCACCCCCAGAUCUCGCCCGAGAUCCGCCGGGAGCUGAUGAACUCCGGGACCAGGGACGUGGAGGGGGAGCGGCCGGCGGCCAUGGAAUGAGCGGGGAAGGGCUGGAGCCUGGGACGCAGCUGGGAGCCUGGAUCGGGAGCAUCCCUCCUGCAUCCCGCUGCCCUGAGCGGUCCCUGGAACCGCUGUGCCCACAGAGCUGGACUGUGCUGCUGUCACUGCCACCCAGGAGCCCAGUGCCACCCGCACGGGGACACUUUGGCUUGUUCCUGUACCCAGGAGCCCGGUGCCACCCGCACGGGGACACUUUGGCUUGUUCCUGUACCCGGGAGCCCGGUGCCACCCUCACGGGGACGCUUUGGCUUGUUCCUGUACUCAGAAAUAAAACCAGAGCCAUGUUGGUCAGGCUCUGCCCUGCGUGC
Motacilla alba alba is the source of this 1689-nucleotide messenger RNA. RefSeq names its product bystin like (gene BYSL). Gene Ontology annotation, molecular function: snoRNA binding. The record is from RefSeq and is a predicted model, not a curated record. NCBI's taxonomy places the organism in Eukaryota, Metazoa, Chordata, Aves, Passeriformes, Motacillidae. Bases 38 to 1360 code for a protein of 440 amino acids. Gene Ontology annotation, biological process: rRNA processing. Gene Ontology annotation, cellular component: cytoplasm; preribosome, small subunit precursor; nucleolus. The transcript has 7 exons.